CCUACCUACCUAGUAAUCAGACGCAGGUUCAAAUCCACUGCUUCCUUUCACUCAACUACUCCACAGUUUACAAUACAGUAACAUACUGUACAUACACAUUCACAUUCACAUAACCAACGACUCAACCACAUCCCACCACCAUCAUCAUCCACACAUCCAGACCAACCAACCAGCAAAUAAAUAAUGUCCUCACCAGUGCCCAUACCACGACAAUUCCUAACAUCCCUAAUAGAAAGCCUCAACUCAAUCCCUACUCCCCCGACCCCACAACCCAGCUUAGAAGGCGCGAAUCCGCUCAAGCUCAUCCCGCCGGCGCACCGCCCACUCCUCACCACCUUGUACGCGCUAUACCCGCUGACCCUCCUACCAGCCCUAGACCUCCUGGACAGACAUCUCGCCACGCGCAUCAUCAUCGCGCCGUCCCGCCCACAGGGCGACACAACCGCACCCGCAGCACCACACGAGGAGCAACAACCACCAACCCCCCACCACCCCUUCUACAUAGUGCGCUCCGCGCAGCCGCAACACCCCCGCCGCGACACCGCCUCCGCCUCCGCCUCCGCCCCCGGCCCGCGGUACGUCGUGCGCCUCUCCGCCUGGAACUGCAGCUGCGCCGCCUUCGCCUUCGCCGCGUUUCCGCGGGGCGAGGACCGCUACGUCGCACCCUCGCCAGCCGAUCGGACCAGGGAAGACGCGCUGGAAUGGCAGUUCGGAGCCCUGAGCCUCGACGGCACGGACGGGAGCGGCAUCGCCGGCGUGCCGUGCUGCAAGCACUUGCUGGCGUGCGUGCUGGCUGAGAGGUGGAGUGCCGUGCUUGGCGGGUAUGUGGAUGAGAGGGUUGUUGGGAGGGAGGAGGCUGCGGGGUUGGUGGCGGAUGUUUGA
Molecule: messenger RNA, 882 nt
Organism: Daldinia decipiens
Lineage: Eukaryota; Fungi; Ascomycota; Sordariomycetes; Xylariales; Hypoxylaceae
Exons: 1
Coding region: 184-882 (232 amino acids)
Source: RefSeq, a predicted model, not a curated record